Chrysemys picta bellii (western painted turtle) is the source of this 829-nucleotide messenger RNA. Its product is annotated as protein S100-A4-like. Gene Ontology annotation, molecular function: transition metal ion binding; calcium ion binding; calcium-dependent protein binding. Lineage: Eukaryota; Metazoa; Chordata; Testudines; Emydidae. The record is from RefSeq and is a predicted model, not a curated record.
AGGUGGGGAGGGUGAGGAAAGCACUGGCUGGCCCGAGCUGACCUCGGCCUCCCCGCCCUGCCGCCCCGGAGACUGCGCCCAAGUGUCAGCUCGCAUCUCAGCCCGGUCAAUUCCACAUCCCCACCUGGGGGCCCAGUGACCCGAGUGAAGAGCCAGCCACCCCCGGUAAUGAGAUCACAUGGCUCGUUAGGCAAAACCGGGGCGUGGGUGAAACUGGCCGGGAGCGAAUCUCCUUUCCUCACUCGCUGCAGCGCGGGGCUGCUUGGGAGGGAUGAGAUCCCGUGUUCCUGGCUGUUUUGAAAGCUGCAGGGGAUUUGGGUGGCAGGGCUCGGAAAGUAUAAAUGGCCAGUUCCCGCUGUGCACCAGCAUCUCUGCUCCUUGGCUGCCAGCCCCUGCACUGAUCUCAGUUCGCGCGCGGUCCGGGAUGGCAGUUCCCCUGGAGCAGGCUCUGGCCGUGAUGGUCUCGACCUUCCACAAGUACUCGGCGAAGCAAGGCGACAAAUUCAAACUCAGCAAGGCCGAGCUUAAGGAGCUGCUGACCAAGGAGCUUCCAAGCUUCCAGAGCAAGCAAAUGGACGACGCUGAAUUCCAGAAGAUCAUGAGCGACCUGGAUGUCAACAAGGACAAUGAGGUGGAUUUCCAGGAGUUCGCCUGCUUCUUAGCCUGCGUGGCCAUGGGCUUCAACGACUUCUUCAAGGAUCAGCGUCAGAAACAGCUGCGUAAGAAGUGACCCCAGACGCCUGCGGGGCCGGGAUUCCUGUGCCUCAGCCCCCCGUGUUUCCAGUGUAAUCACCCGGGCUUUCAAUAAAAGUCUUUCUAAAGAUGCUUA